This is a messenger RNA of Paramisgurnus dabryanus, 3100 nucleotides long. It is a transcript of the gene snx18a, whose product is annotated as sorting nexin 18a. Gene Ontology annotation, molecular function: phosphatidylinositol binding; protein binding. NCBI's taxonomy places the organism in Eukaryota, Metazoa, Chordata, Actinopteri, Cypriniformes, Cobitidae. Gene Ontology annotation, cellular component: cytoplasmic vesicle; plasma membrane. Gene Ontology annotation, biological process: mitotic cell cycle; endosomal transport; plasma membrane tubulation. The record is from RefSeq and is a predicted model, not a curated record.
UUGUUCAGUGUUCACUGCGGUCGGCGCGUGACGGGUGCACAGCAACGGGGCACAGUAAGGUAAACUGUCCAGAUGGAGACUUUUGCUCGGUGUGAAUUUUGAUAUUUAACUUGAAUUCUUUAUUAGAGCAUCACAUACUUUAGUUUAGAGAGCAAUCUGGAUAUUGAGGAUUUUUACCCUGCCUUGCGCAAACGCGUGAGUUGUUGUCAUUAACGCAGGUCAGUCAGUCAGUCAGUCAGUGAGUUUUGGUUCGAGUAAGCUUGCUGAUACGCUACACGGCUUCAUACGGUUUUAAACGAGCAACUUCAUCGCAGCUUGGAUAUAUUUGUGUGUCAUGGCUCUGCGGGCGAGAGCUCUUUAUGACUUUAAUUCAGAAAACACAGGGGAGAUAACAUUAAAGGAGAAUGAGAUUGUCAAUAUAUACAGCGAGCAGGACAUUGAGGGUUGGCUGGAGGGGAUGAACAGCAGAGGGGAGAGAGGACUCUUCCCCGCAUCAUACGUGGAGAUCUUGAGGAAUGACAACGUAUCGUCUUUGAACAACAACAGCUCUCGAUAUUCCAAUGUUCCGACCGUUGGGUUUGAUUCCUCCUAUAAUGUUCAAAACAUAGAUAUCAGCAACCCACCACCAUCCACCUUUGCACCCUGCCCAGCACUACCUCAACAUCAUAUAGGUACCCCAGCGAGUGAUGAUGAUUGGGACGACGAGUGGGACGAUCACUUAUCUGUGACCGAUGAGCCACGAGGUGGUGGUGGAGCUUACCAGAAUUAUGAAGGAAACGGACCUCAUACCUACAGUAUCUCCACAACCUCGAUGCCCAGAGGUGCACAGCACGCCAAGAGUUCAGCCACAGUCAGCAAAAAUCUGAACCGGUUCUCGACUUUUGUGAAGUCGGGAGGUGAGGCUUUUGUACUUGGGGAAGCAUCUGGUUUUGUGAAGGAUGGAGAUAAAAUUUGUGUUGUGAUGGGGCAGUACGGACCGGAAUGGCAAGAAAACCCUUACCCUUUUAGUUGCACUAUCGAUGACCCAACUAAACAGACCAAAUUUAAAGGCAUGAAAAGUUACAUCUCAUAUAAACUCUCGCCGACCCACACUCAGAACCAGGUUAAUAGAAGAUAUAAGCAUUUUGAUUGGCUGUAUGCCCGAUUGGUGGAGAAAUUCCCUGUCAUCUCUGUGCCGCACAUCCCAGAAAAACAAGCCACGGGUCGUUUCGAAGAAGACUUUAUCUCCAAGAGGAAAAGAGGGUUGAUAUGGUGGAUGAACCAUAUGACCAGCCACCCGGUGCUCGCCAGGUGUGAUGUUUUUCAGCACUUCCUUACCUGCCCCAGCACGGAUGAAAAGAUUUGGAAGCAAGGAAAGCGGAAAGCUGAGAAGGACGAGAUGGUCGGUGCCAAUUUUUUCCUCACCAUCAGCACCCCGCCAGCCCCAUUGGAUUUGCAGGAAGUCGAAAGCAAAACUGACGGAUUCAAGGCCUUUACCAAAAAAAUGGACGAUAGCGUGAUACAAGUAAAUGCCACGCUUAGUGAGUUUGCAAGAAAACAGAUAGCCGGCUUCAAGAAAGAAUAUCAGAAAGUCGGACAGUCGUUUAAGUAUCUAAGUCAGGCGUUUGAGAUGGACCAACAGCCGUACUCGGUUGCUUUAAACCAAGCAAUUGCAUACACGGGAGAGGCAUAUGAAGCUAUUGGAGACUACUUUGUGGAGCAACCUAAACAAGAUCUGGACCCUGUGAUGGAUUUGUUAGCACUGUACCAAGGACACCUUGCAAACUACCCAGACAUCAUCCAUGUACAAAAAGGUGCUCUCACAAAGGUCAAAGACAGUCAGAAGCACAUAGAGGAAGGGAAGAUGGAGAGUCAGCAGGCCGAUGGGAUCAGGGAGCGCUGCAACAUCAUCUCUUUCGCAACGCUGGCUGAGAUUCAGCACUUCCACCAGAUUCGAGUGCGGGACUUUAAAGGUCAGAUGCAGCAUUACCUGCAACAGCAGAUCGGUUUCUUCCAGAAGAUCACGGGCAAGCUAGAGGAAGCACUGCAGAAAUACGACAAUGCCUAAAUGGAACGAACAGACAGCGGAGAGUCAGACAGUCCCGCUUCAGCAAUAUGACCAAUCACGAGCCAAACAGGAACGUUUCCUGGAGACUCUGUUCCCACACAAUGAAUGUCAGUUAUAAAGAACUAUUUGAUGCUUGGAAAAGUAUUUAAAAUGAAAAUAUUCCUCUUUUUAAAGGUGUUUGAUGGUUUACUGGUUUGGACUGUAUUUUCCUCUAAUAUGAGGAUCAAACUAACGUACAGGAAAACAAGUGGAGGAAACAGUCAUUCUGCUAGCAUUAUGUAUCUAUGGUCCUGCUACUAUUAUAAUGGUUUGGAAGUGUUACAUAAUCUUCACAUGGUUGAAUGAUGCAUUUAUAUGACCUAAGGAGCUCGCGUGAGUCCUCACUGCCACCUCCAAACACUUGAGCCCCUUUUAGCCGUUCUUAGACUACGUUUACAGACCUUAAAGAGCCGGUGACAUCACUGUUGUGCCUUUCAAUUCCGUCUUGUUGGUAUAAGUUCUAUAUAUAUUAUUUUAUUUUACAAUUAUUUUACAAGGUUUUUAUCUUAAAAAUAACGUCAUAACUGCUUUUAAACGGCAGGGUGCAAUUGUAGCUGGCUCGAAACUUUAAGUGUGGGGGUAGCUGGUUACAAUGCCCUAAUUUGUUAUUCUGACUGAUUUCUUUUCCUUGAUAAUUUGGGUCCAAUACAGAACACAAAGUGCAUUUUGGAAAAACAGCAGUUCUCUUCAGAUUACCUGUCAUUACUUACAGACUAUUAAACAUGCUUGUGUUGCAUAACAGGAAGGAACAUGAUUAAGUUCAGAUUGAGAUGCAAUGGGAACAGAAAACACACUCAGGAUUUCAAGACAUUUCAUACAAGUUUAUUUUGGACACUUUAACCAGCUUUUUUAUCUUUUUUUUUUUUAAAACGAACAGUUUAAAAGAGAAUCAGAAAUUGAGUUAAUUUUUAUUAAAAGAUUUGUAUUUAUCAUUGUCAAAGGCAAAACGUGCCUAGCUGUGCGGAAAUGUUACUAAAUAAAAUGUGCUAAAUAAAUAGUUCACAGAAUUUUGAA